GGGUGGGCAACAUGGUCACGUGGGGAAAGGAAAGGGCUGGGCAGGAGGAAGAGGAAUCGUCGGCCCUCCUCACGCUGACGCUUCUCCUCUCUCCCUCCCCUCCACGGCCUCGAUCCAACUUCCUGAUCCGGAGAUCUUAUUCGUGUCAACCCUGACCGUUCGGGACCAUGGAGCCGUCGGCGCCUCAUCAAUUUAACAUCUUCCAGGCCUUCUCCGCGUACUCCGACAUCAUGUCAAAGGCACACCUUUCAGGAGCAAAGGAAAGGUUAGCUAUAUUGUCAAGAUCACUGGAUUCUAGUGGGCCAACAAGGGAUAUGCUGAUCAACCAGAUCUGCAAUCUUAUGUGCUGUCUAGAUUUAUCUGUUGGUUCCCAUCAGUUCAAUUUGCUUUAUGAAUUUGUCUUCUUCAUUUGUCGUGAAAAUGGGCAGAAGAGUAUCUCUGUAAAUAGGGCCUUAGCAGGAUGGAGGUUAGUUUUGAAUGGAAGGUUUCGCUUGCUGGACGAAUGGUGUAAUUUUGUUGGGAUGCACCAACGACACAAUAUAUUGGAAGAUACUUGGCAACAGGUCUUAGCCUUCAGCCGCUAUGUGAAUGAAGAUCUUGAAGGCUAUGAUCCAACAGGUAGUGCUUGGCCUGUGCUUAUUGAUGAAUUUGUUGAGCACAUAUACAGAAUCAACAAAUCAAAUGAUUGCAGCUCUAAAGAUUCUACUUCUGCCGAUACAAAUCAGCAGCCUUGCAUCUCCAACACAUUUAGUGGAUUGAAUUUGCACCCUGGAUCCAAGAGGAAAUCAAAAUAUUUGGAAGUUUCGGAAAUGUCAGACAAUCUUGCAAGAUUCAAGCGAUUAAAGCAGACCUCCUUUAACAAUAACCUCGGACAUCUUGAAUCUGAUUCAUCUGUUAGUCUGAUUGGCGGUACAUCAGGCAACCAAGAUGGCAUGAACAAGCACACUACACAUAAUUGUCUCCAUACUUCCCCUUGUGCUGUGGAGGAUAGCCUGUUCAAAGGUUCAACACGAUCCAUUCCUUCGGGCUGCUGUUUUAAUUUCGAUCCGAAAGCAAGGAUUUACACAUGAUAUCAAUUUCUCAGUUGAAGCAUAUAGUCUCAUGAUUGGAUUUUAGCUUUAAUUAUAACAUUGUAUCGUGGUGCUAGUAUGUUCUUUUGUAAUGUGGUGUUGCUGCAAUAGUCUCAUGAAGCAAUAUUUGCAUCUGGUGUUGCUGCAAUAGUAUGCUCUUUUGUAUGAUAUUCUAUUUGUUUGCCAGUUUACUUGGGUGUCAUCAGAUCUUUGCAUUGUAAUCCAUAUCUACAGAUAGAAUUUGAAGUUUGAACUGCACUUUUGCAAA
Molecule: messenger RNA, 1338 nt
Organism: Zingiber officinale
Lineage: Eukaryota; Viridiplantae; Streptophyta; Magnoliopsida; Zingiberales; Zingiberaceae
Product: defective in cullin neddylation protein AAR3-like
Exons: 9
Coding region: 168-1070 (300 amino acids)
Biological process (GO): positive regulation of ubiquitin-protein transferase activity; protein neddylation
Cellular component (GO): ubiquitin ligase complex
Molecular function (GO): cullin family protein binding; ubiquitin-like protein binding; ubiquitin conjugating enzyme binding
Source: RefSeq, a predicted model, not a curated record